AUGACCGAGGUGAUAAAUGGUGAUAUUCCUUGUACCGAAUGCGGAGCUAGACUAGAAGCGAGAAAUAACAAGAAAGCCGUUUUUGGGAAGGAAUGCCUACCGUUAGCUUCGCGGCUCAUUCUUUACGGCUUGUGUGGCCUCUUUGCUGAAGUCAUGUUCACGGCAACUUGGUAUUUUGUCGACUCUGCUAAGUAUCGUCAUUGCUGGAAACUCCAUGGAUGCACCUCUGUUUGGUCCUUCCCCAUUUACUCUUUGUCUUCGUUCGCUGUUGAGCGAAUGUUUUUAUUUCUCGAUGGCCGAGUUCCUUUGCUGGUACGUGGGUUGAUAUACGUCGUUUGGACAUAUAUGUGGGAGUUUGUUACAGGGUUAGUACUGCGGCAGUUUAACGCGUGUCCUUGGGAUUACAGAGGCUACACUCAUUUCAACAUCAUGGGUUUGAUCACGUUUGACUACGCACCUUUGUGGUUCAUUGGUUCAUUGUUACUAGAAACUGUUGUUAUACAAAGUGCUUUGCAACUUCAAUAUACAACAGAAGGCAUCAAUAAAAAGGAAGAUUAA
Porites lobata is the source of this 558-nucleotide messenger RNA. NCBI's taxonomy places the organism in Eukaryota, Metazoa, Cnidaria, Anthozoa, Scleractinia, Poritidae. The record is from the annotation of a GenBank genome assembly.